CAGUCUCAGCACCUCCGCGCUCUCUAUCUCUCUCUCUCUCCCCCGGCGUGCACCCCGUCUCGCCGGCGACUCCGGAUCCCCAAUUCAGUCACCGCGCUGCACACGCGCGACUUGCUUCGGCCAUGGCCGGCGACCGCGACGCGAAUCGGUGGCAGCCAGGGCCGCUGGAGAAGGAGGAGGACUCCGGCUCAUUCCCCUCAGCCAUCAUCCUUUUCGCGCUCGUCGGCGCCACCGCCACCACCGCCGCCGUCGGUCAACUGCGCCGGACGGUCAGCUGGUUCUACUCACAGCUUAGUAGGUCGGAACCAUUCGUGCGCUGGGAAGACAUACCUCGUCCCCCAAAUCGGAGAGGUGAAGCCUGGGGACGGUAUUACCAGAGGAUGCGUGAAAAAAACGAGGAUCAACGGGAAAGAGUGGAACAUAUAAGGCGCAUGCAAGAUGUAUUCAAGAACGAAAGAAGUAAAUGCCGGGAUUAUCGUACUUGGGAUGGCCAUGAUCCGAGCUAUUAUCAGCAUAGCCGAAGAGAUGACUGGUACUGGGAUGCAGAAACAUUUUAUGCCAAUCAAAGAACAAAUUACAGAUCAAAGCCCAGGGAAGCUAUGAAUUACACUAUGUCACAUCACUAUUCCGUCCUGGGUCUCGACAGGUCAAGAUCAGAGCCAUUUUCAGAUGCUGAUAUCAAGAAUGCUUUUAGGAGAAAAGCAAUGCAGUACCAUCCAGACCAAAACCAAAAUAACAAAGAGGUUGCUGAGGCAAAGUUCAAAGAGGUAAUGGAUUCUUAUGAAGCAAUAAAAUUAGAACGGCAAAACGGAAGUUGCUGAAUGGAUUCACAAUUUUGGGUUUGGGGGAGGGUUUGUUGUAUAUAUGGUACUGUUUGACCGUUGAAGUUAUAAACUCUGUUUCACUCAGAAAAGCUGUAGUAGGCCCUGUUGUUAAGCUUUAUAAACCUUUUAAUAAAGUAGAUUUGAUCCUAGUGGCACAAGGUAGAACUUCAGCCUGGUACAAUUGAACUUGACGAGUAGCUUUGCUCACGUUUUUUCUCGAUCCAUUGUAUGGUUUUAUUGUUGCAAUCCAUAGCUCGAUCUGGUGCAUUUGUUAUUACAUUGUAAAACACUCGUCUCUACUUCCAUGACGCUCUAUAACUGAUUUGAGUUCAGCUGCUGGAAA
Phragmites australis (common reed) is the source of this 1167-nucleotide messenger RNA. RefSeq lists its product as uncharacterized. Bases 123 to 821 code for a protein of 232 amino acids. The record is from RefSeq and is a predicted model, not a curated record. The transcript is spliced from 7 exons. NCBI's taxonomy places the organism in Eukaryota, Viridiplantae, Streptophyta, Magnoliopsida, Poales, Poaceae.